UGCGCCGGAAGAGAAGCUGAGACGUUGGUGUUAACGGCCAGUUGUUCUCUCAGGAUGGGAGUUUGGUAUUAAAACCCCGUCAACGAUGGCUCCUUAAAACAAAGAACUGCGGAUGCUGGAAAUCUGAUACAAAAGCUGCUGGAGAAACUCAGCAGGUCUGGCAGCAUCUAUGGAGAGAAAAAGUGGAGUUAACCGGUCCGAUGACCCUUCUUCAGAAUGAGGCUUCCUCGACAUCGCACUCAUUUUCUGUUCAUCUCCCUUUCUUCCUCAUUGAGAAAACCCCUGAGAAUAUGCUCAGGCCGAUCUAUCAAGGUUUAAGAGAAGACUGCUUAAACCAUUUACACAGUCUUUGAUUCAUGCAACGUGGAGAUGUAGACAUCUCCAGACGGUAGAUCGAAGUGAACACGGUGUAAUCAGUUGUUUGAAUUCCUUGAGCGACUAUACGUAAAUUGUGCAAUAAAUCCUAAUUUCAAACGGCAGGGAAAGGGAAAAACAAUGAAGUCGUUUAGGAUAGUUCAUUUGGAACUUUAAGGAUAAAAGUUCAAAGGAUCAUUUAUCUGAAAUGAAAUAAAAAUCUGAAAAAGGGAAAGACUUGACAAUGUCGAAGAAGAUUUCCAACACUAAAGGUUUUUAAGCUACUCAGGUGUAAACCUGUAUUUGGGACCAGUGGCCAUUUGUCAAUAUCUGGCAACAGACGGUGCACCUUAAAGGUCACCUUAAUAACGAUAUUUUUCAUAUUGACAGUUCUGGAUACCCACACAGUAUUUGGGGAUCUAUAUUGUUUUUGAAAUUUUGGCCAUAGUAAUAGCACCAGUACUGUCAGAACAAUGGGGAACACCAGCAGUGACCGUAUGGGAGCAGAUCGCCAUGGAGGAUCUAAAUCCCACCGCAGUGAUAGCAUGGCAUCUUCUCCAUCAUCAAAGGAAAAUGAACGAACUAAAAUCAUGGUGGACAGCACAGAUGACCCCAAUAUUUUUCAUACACAAGACUCAAAGCCUCUCACUGAUAAGGACUUUGUGUCCUGGCAACCUGACAUAGAUGAAUCUGUAAAAUUUCCUAAGCAAGCUCGCCCCACAGUUAUUCGUUGGGUAGGUGGAGGGAAAGAAGUGUUCAUAUCUGGAUCCUUCAACAACUGGCAUACCAAGAUUCCACUUAUUAAGAGCCAUAAUGACUUUAUUGCUAUUCUUGAUCUACCAGAAGGCGAACACCAAUACAAGUUUUUUGUAGAUGGGCAAUGGGCUCAUGAUCCUUCAGAGCCAGUAACAACCAGUCAACUUGGGACAAUCAAUAACGUUAUUCACGUGAAGAAAUCUGACUUUGAAGUAUUUGAUGCCCUUAAACUGGACUCACUAGAGUGUUCAGAUACUUCAGAUUUGUCAAGCUCCCCUCCAGGUCCAUACCAUCAAGAUAUAUAUGUGUUGAAGCCUGAAGAACGUUUUAAGGCACCUCCCAUUUUACCUCCCCAUCUGCUCCAGGUCAUUCUCAACAAGGAUACACAUAUUUCAUGUGAUCCCGCUUUACUACCUGAACCAAACCAUGUGAUGUUGAAUCAUCUAUAUGCACUUUCCAUAAAAAUGCUUCCGCAUACAAAAAGCCAUCCCCCAAAUACACCUUCUACAAACUAGUGAGAUCACAUCUUGUCCAUUGUAUAUUUACAAGGAUGGCGUGAUGGUUCUUAGUGCCACCCAUCGAUAUAAGAAGAAAUAUGUUACUACUUUACUCUAUAAACCAAUCUGAUCUGCCAUCCCGAUAGUCAGCAUGCCCAAAUGGUAAAUUAAUGUCUGUUAGUUGGCCACUCAGUGAUGGAGCUUCAUUAGGAUUUUAGCAGUUGUGUUGGUUGCCUUCUACAUAAUAGUUACAAGCACUUUACCAGAUUGACGUACAAGUGUGACACUGAAAACUAUGGUAUCAGCUACGGCAAUGCAGAAUGUUCACUUUAGAUUUGUACUUUGGGAAACUUGAAAUGCAUCUGAAAUUGAGGAACUGUCUCAGUCAUGAUGAGCUGCUAUAUAGGGAAAAGCUUACAGUUGAAAUUCAAAAGAUUUUCUAGUAAAAUAUUUCUAAAAGCUUGCUUAAUAUUCUAAUUUGUAUUACAUUUGACUUGGUGGGUGGGUGGUUACAACUUUACCUUAUUUGUUCUAGAAAUUAAUUUUUUUGAUUAAAACCUCUUACAGUUUAGUAUGUGGAAUGAAAUCUAGCUUUCAGCAGUGUGCUAUCUUUUAAUACCUGAACCUUUAUAUGUAUCAGCGUACCUCUUUAAUUUAUUGUUGAUGCACUGGUGUGAAUGUUUUUGAAAGAACCUAUUAUUUAGAAUAUCGGUUUGCAAAAUGUGAAGUACAUUAAAUAAUGGAUUCCCCCCACAGCAAGCAAAUGUAUUUACGAAGCCAUCAAAGGAUUGACAAAAAUAAAUUGUAGUUUGAAGUUAGAGUUAGAAUAUUAUAAAUUUGCUAAAACUUCAUUUGCACAGACUUGAUGUGUUGAUUGGAGGAUUUGUGUUGUGGUUUAGAUAAUGGUAAAUAAGUUCAGAAUGAUGUUGAUGGGUGAAACUGGCAGACAGGUGAAAUUAAAUACAGAGAAGUGUGAAAUGAUACAUUUUCGUAGCAGAAUAAGAAAUGGCAAUAUAAACCAAAUUGUACAGUUGUAUGGAGAGGUAGGUGCAGGUACAGAACUGAACAAAGAUCCUAUAGUGUGACAGGACAAGUUGAGAAGUUUUUUUCAUUAAAGAAAAGCAUCUGGGAUCCUUGGCUUUAGCAAUAGUGGCUUUUGAGUAUGAAAAGUAAUAUAUUAUGUAAAUCUUUGCAAGGUUUACUCAGAUGUACUAAGAGUGAGGGACUUCAGUUAAGUGAACAAAAUAAAAAAAUGCUGGGUUAUUCUCUGGAGAGCAGAGAUGAUUAAGACGAUGAAUGAUCUUGGUGUAAAUAAGGAAAAAUAGUUUCUAAUGGUCAGUAACCAACAGAUAAGAAUUUAGGUUGAUUACAAAAGAACUAGAAGCAGCAUUUGUGGAGAACACGUCGCAAUGUGGACUGCACUACCUGAAAGGAUUCGGAUAAGUACUUGAAGGGAAAAUAUUUAAUUAUGCGGAAAGAGCUGGAGGGUGAGAUAAUCACUCUUUCAAAGAUCCAUCAUGGAAGCCAAUCAAACAAUGCACCUUUCAGUGCCAUGUCAUUCAGCGAUUGUAUGAAAGGACAGCUAGAAGGAGACCGAAAAUGGUUUUCCAGAUCAAGUUGAUCGAACUGAUUUUCCUUCCAGCUAAAUUACUGCCAAGUGACAUGUCAAGAAUCUUUAUUUCAGUUCAAGAUGCAGGGACAUCUAAUCUUAAUCAGCUCUAAUAAUUGAAACUAAUCUAAAGCUGCAAAUUAAAAGUGCACAGGCAUAAAGAUUUGAAAUAACCAUCUUGUUUGAAUACCACAGUCUACUAUCUGGUGUUGUUGCUCAUCUUCAGAAACUCUGAAUUGGGAAUUAAUUGUUAUAUUUCCCAAGUAUUUAAUGCAAUUGCUGGAUGAUUUGUCAUUUUCUAGCAGAACUGGAGUAUAGGGACUAUGCAUUGCAAGCUAAAUUUGUUACUUCCUUGGCACACUAGAGAUUUAGCAAUCCCAGAACUCGUUCCCUUUGAAACAAAUGGGAAAUGUGACAUUUGAGUUAUACUCCAGAGACAAUACCAAAUGAUCCACUGUUCUUAGGGCAGUAUGAAUUGUUUAGGUAGAUUCAAAGCCUUAGAUUGUUGAUUCUUUUAACUCCUUUGUGAUUGAAUAGCAAAUGGUUCUUCUCUAUAACUUUUUUUCUGGAGGACAAAGUGAUCUAGAUUUGUGUGUGAAAUGGCAUGAAUAUUCAAGUCGUUACAGAUACUGGAGUGCACUUAUUGUAUAAAUUGAUGUGUAUACUAUACAAUGUUGUAACGAAAAUAAAGUAUCUCAGCUUGUUACAAAA
Molecule: messenger RNA, 3927 nt
Organism: Stegostoma tigrinum
Lineage: Eukaryota; Metazoa; Chordata; Chondrichthyes; Orectolobiformes; Stegostomatidae
Product: 5'-AMP-activated protein kinase subunit beta-2-like
Exons: 9
Coding region: 828-1625 (265 amino acids)
Biological process (GO): signal transduction
Cellular component (GO): nucleotide-activated protein kinase complex; nucleus; cytoplasm
Molecular function (GO): protein kinase binding
Source: RefSeq, a predicted model, not a curated record